CUACAGCAGAACUUCCUGUUUUUAUAUCUCAUGUUCUGGUGAUGUGACUUUUAGUGGUAGAUGGCUCUUGCAAAACGUGUUUGUUUGUUUGUUUGUUUAGAUUCUCGAAGUGCCCAGUGCGAUGAGACACUAAGGUCCCCGGUAGGCGUGAUAGCCUCCCCGGGGUACCCUGGCGACUACCCGCCGACAGUAGACUAUACGUGGCGCACAGAGGGGCUCACAGAUUUUCCUUCUGAUGUAUCUCCAGCAGUAUCGGCUGAAACACCGAAUGGAGGUGGAUAUUCUACCAGAACCACCGACAUAGUAGCAGUGGUCUGUGCUGUGGUGAUAAUUGCUGUUGGGGUUAUAAUUGCUGUGCACACGGCUGCUGUACAUGUUUUCAUGACGAGACCAACUAUGGUCUCUAGUGAACCUCAAAAUACCUCACCAAACGAGGUGGCGUUAGAAGAAAUACCAGAAAGUUCUCAAGACGGAUUUCAGAGUCUCCGGCUGCCACAAGGACGAAUGUCUAGUGAACGUCAAAUUAGCUCUCCAAACGAUGUUGCGUUAGAAGAAAUACCAAACAGUUCUGAGGACGGAUAUCAGAGUCUUGGACGAAGGUCUGCCCACCCUUACCAGGGUCUAGUCGGACAAGGAGACAACCAAACCCAGGCCAACACGGAUGUUGUGUACGACUAUGUGAAAGCUUCAUCGGAAUUUCCUAGGAAUCAGCUGGCCGUGAAAGAGAAACUCGGACAUGGAGAGUUUGGGAAUGUCUUUAGGGCUGAAGCUUGGAACAUAUCAAGUCACCAAGGAGCAACUAUCGUGGCCGCGAAGACUCUGAAGGCUGCCACAAGCCCUGCUGCUCUGUCUGCUUUCUUUAAGGAAUUGGGGGUACUUGAGGUGCUCGGCAGUCAUCCUAACGUCGUGUUGUUUCUUGGAUGCUGCACGGACAAGGAACCGUUCUACUUGCUACUUGAGUUCGUGCCCGGAGGAACUCUGCAGUCCAACCUGCGUUCCAGCCGCGCUCCGCAAACGUCCGCCAAUCUGCACGGUGAGAGCAAGUCUCUUUCUUCACAGGACCUGACGAAGUUUGCUUUGGAUGUGGCCAAGGGGAUGGGUUUCCUGUCGUCUAAGAAGAUCCUCCACCGUGACCUGGCCACCAGAAACGUGCUGGUUUCUGCAGACAAGACGUGUAAGGUGUCGGACUUCGGUAUUUCACGGGAGGGAGAAGAGUACGAGAGGGCGGCACACGUCCGUCUGCCUAUCCGCUGGAUGGCGCCUGAGUCCCUGUUCCAGAUGCUGUACACGAGUAAGAGUGACGUGUGGUCGUUCGGGGUGCUGCUGUGGGAGAUCGUCACUCUCGGCGCCACACCUUACUCCGGGAUGUCCUCACGCCAGGUCAUGGCGCACGUGAAACACGGCUACAGGAUGGAGAAACCGCCUCAUUGCGACGGCAAGCUCUACUCCAUAAUGGCGGAGUGUUGGGAAGAGCGGCCGACCGAGAGGCCGAGUUUCAAACAACUGGAGCUCUCUCUGGAAACACUGAUGGAGCAUGAAUAUGAUUACAUAGACCUCGCGAGUUUUGACGAGACUACCUACGAGAAUCUACCAACAUCUCAGGAGGAGAAGUGUUGA
This is a messenger RNA of Branchiostoma floridae (Florida lancelet), 1617 nucleotides long. RefSeq names its product tyrosine kinase receptor Cad96Ca-like. Gene Ontology annotation, biological process: cell surface receptor protein tyrosine kinase signaling pathway; positive regulation of kinase activity; protein phosphorylation. Gene Ontology annotation, cellular component: signaling receptor complex. The record is from RefSeq and is a predicted model, not a curated record. Gene Ontology annotation, molecular function: transmembrane receptor protein tyrosine kinase activity; ATP binding. The coding region runs from base 61 to 1617 and encodes 518 amino acids. Lineage: Eukaryota; Metazoa; Chordata; Leptocardii; Amphioxiformes; Branchiostomatidae. The transcript is spliced from 2 exons.